Messenger RNA from Drosophila suzukii, 3032 nucleotides. Its product is annotated as trichohyalin. The record is from RefSeq and is a predicted model, not a curated record. Lineage: Eukaryota; Metazoa; Arthropoda; Insecta; Diptera; Drosophilidae.
UCACUUAUAAUAUUCGAAUUUCGCAGAAACCUUGAGAUUAACAUCAGAUUUUUUUUUAAUUUUACUGUUCAUUCUAUAAUUUGUUGAUUUUAUACUUGCGAUACCAUAACAAGAUCAUUGACAUGGCUUUCAAGCGAAAUUCCGGUCUACCUAUUCCUCACCGGAUGCAUUAUAAAACCCUUCGCAUGAAGGGGAACAAGACAAAAGCUUUUGGCUUGCAAAAACGCUUACAACAUCUUUUAGAGGAAAAGAGCACUUUCGCUAAGAGGAUCCACAAGAUGUCCCUGCAUCAGAGUCGAUCCUUGCUCGCUGAGUGCAUUGAAUUUAUACGAAGACAAAAUCGACAGCUUCAAAAAAAUUAUCGAAAAGAUGUUCGCAACGAAAGAAGGUUUAGAAAACUUAUUCGGAAAUUGGUAAGCCAUAGAUCCCACAGUUUAUUUCUCAAAAAAAGUUUCAACGGCUUAAAAAACUCGAUUUUUGAGCAUGAUGGCGGUCAAAUACCAAGCCAAACCAGCGAAGAAAAUCUACAUUAUAAACUGCAAUUAAUAAGAAUGUUAACUAAAGGAAAUUUCAAGGAAGCAGAAGAAUGUAUUAAAAUCACAAGGAAUAUAAUGGGAUACCACUUAGGACAAGUGAGGAGAAAGAAUAGGUCAAAAAGACGGGUACCAAAAAGUCCCUUCGAAAAAGCUAUAUGGGAGUUCUUUAAUUCCAUGGAAAUCCAUAAAAGCGAAAGAAAAAAGGAUAAGAAUGAUAUUAAAAAAACGCUACGUCCAAAAGGACCUUAUAAAGUUCCCAAAAAAAGGGAAUUAGUGACCAAGAUUCCCAAAGUUGCGGGAGACGAAUUUAAAUUUAACAUAAAUUUAAAAGAACUAAAUUAUAAAAGAAAGAGUAUAAGUUUAUCCAAUGAGUCAAUUAAGGACUCAAUUAAUAAUUCCAUUGAGGAUAAGGAGGCCUAUAAAGUUUAUCACACAAGAAGCGCUGAUGAUUUUCCCGAAUCCAAGGUACAAAUUAAAGUUUAUCCCCGCGAGAAGACCGAAAGAAAUAAAACAGCCGACAGUGGAGAAAAUUGGAAUCGCAGAGAAACACCUUAUAUUUUUCCAAGAGAACUUGAAAAUUCAAAGAAAAAUGGAAUUAAAAAUAAGUCAGAGCCCAAUGAAGUAAAUAAGAAGAAUAAUUUAAGAGGGAAAAAAGGAAUUAACUCCACCAAUAUGUCAAAAACGUCCCCGACCACUGAAGAGGAGUCUUUGAAGAACGAUCAAACGGAACAACAAGUGGAGGAAAGUAACUCAGAAAAUGAAUCUUCCAAAAUUACUCCAAAACCGAAUAAAUCACAUUUUCGAUCUUUUACUUACGAAAAAUUGAAAACAGCAUACCGUUCUCACAGUCUAGACUCCAAGCGACAUAUUACAGCAAUUAAAAAAAAAGAUAAAUCCGAUGAAAGCUUGGCCAAGUCCAAUAACCUGAUUUCGUCAAACUAUUUUGAAGCCACUUCAAUGUUUAAUCCUCCUAUAAGUGAGUCUCUGAUAUUUAAUAAAAGUACUCUACCUUUUUUAACAAGGAAAGUUUCCACGCUUUUUGGAAUACCUUCCUCCAAAUCAUUGGAUGGUAUGAGAAGGUAUUCCGCAAAGCCUCAGCUUCCCAUGUCGUCAGUGGCCACUGAGAUUAUCAAGCGUUUAUACGAACAAAGGAAAUUAACUUUGGAUGAACCAAAAAGAUUUCACAAGAAAAUCGAUCUUACAAGACUGCAUUCCAACAGUUUUCUGGGAAAUAUUUCAAAGUAUAGGCCCUGGGAUCAAAUGGAUGCAGUGCUGGGCGAUUUGCUUGGGAAGUAUAAGGAGUGGUCGGAUAAUGCUAAAACCCCCGAGGAAGCUCAUAAGUUAAAGAAAAUUCUCAAGUGGCGAUAUAUUCAUAAUGUGCAAAAGCUUUUAUACAAUCAUGUAAAGCAGCUGAAGAUGGAAAUGGACGGUGGGAGAUCGGAAACUGGUUCCAGAAAGUCUCAAAUUUCUUUGAGAUCUAUUCGGUCCAGUUACCAGGUACCAUAUAACUAUGGAUCCUUUGCUAUCUUAAAAAAGUCUUCCGAGACAGAAAUUUCCCCAAUUAGACCUCUUCACGAAAACUUUGUCCGCACACAAAUGGAUUAUUUGAGAUCGAGGAUUUUUGACAAGGACGUGGAGCGUAUGGAACGCAUGAUCAUGGGUAGGCACGUGCCCAUAAACGAGGAAGACCUCGAGAUCUUCAAGAAAUAUAAAUUUGAUCCUCAGCAUUUCAACAUCCUAAUAUUAUCAAUUGGAAGAUCAAUGUCGGAUGACAGAUACGAGGAGAAACUGCCAGUUCUGGAAAGAAAUUUUCAAAAUAUAAGCCAUCAAUUGCAGGUGCUUUCCAGGGAGAGAAGGAUACAGAAAAUGCUCGUGAAAAAAGAUCUGAAAAAAACAGAAGAGGAAGAAGCAUCGAAAACUUCUGGCGACAGUUGUCAUUACGAUCGUACAGUCUUUAAUGAAGCCUUCCUGGAGAAAAGGCGGGAAGUGUGGGCAUCAUACAUAGCCAAACAGGCGAAGACUCCCACAGAGAUGGUUUUGGAAGCUGUCCGGAAGCAGAAACGAAAAGCUCAGAUAGCCCAAAAAAGGGAAGAACGCGAGCAGCGUAUGAAACAAGAGCCGAAAAUGUUAAAAAAGAGGAGAUCGCCCAGUGCCCUUUACAGAGCUCCAAGGCGAACGCAUCGUGAGCAACAAGUCAUCGAGGACAUGCAGCAUGAGCUGGAGAGCACCAAGUCGAAGUGCUCGGCAACAUCUCUGUGCUGCCGGUGCUGUAGCAGGUGCGGUUUGAUCUGGACACACAGGUGUUCUGAGGGCUCCACCGAUGAAACAGCUGAACAUAUCUGUUCAGUAUAAAAAUAAGAUAGCUUAAUUUAUAAAUUUAACGAAGCAUAUUCCGGGGUGCUGCAGAAAGUCGAUUCAAAUGCAGUUGAAACAUAUUUUUGUAGCACCCUGGAUUGUGAAUUUAUCAGGUUUCUUAUAAACGAAUCGAAAUAGAAA